Molecule: messenger RNA, 1521 nt
Organism: Macrosiphum euphorbiae (potato aphid)
Lineage: Eukaryota; Metazoa; Arthropoda; Insecta; Hemiptera; Aphididae
Source: the annotation of a GenBank genome assembly
AUGUCUGGAAAUGAACCGCUUACCAAGAAGUUUAAGAAAACAAUUUCCGAAGUUGGCACUUCAAAAACCAGUAACUUCUUAAACGAUGUAGCAGCAGAGCGUAAUAAAACCGCUUCUUCUAUAAUGGAUUUUAAAUUCAAUAAGAAACGUGUACGUGUGUUAUCUGAACGAAAAGAAGUCCCCGAAUGGGCUGAAGGAGUUAUUUAUUGGACUUUCAGAGAUGAACGUAUUCAUGAUAACUGGGCAUUACUUUAUGCACAAAAAUUAGCAAUUAAAAACAAAGUUUCAUUACAUAUCACAUUUUGUAGACUGAAACAAUUUUUGGACUGCAGCUUACGGCAUUAUAAACAUAUAUUUCAAGGCUUGGAAGAACUAGAAACUGAGUGUAAAUCACUAGAUAUCCAAUUUCAUUUCUUAAUUGGUUGUGCGGCAGACAUACUACCAGAUUUUGUAAAGAAGCAUAAACUGGGUGCAAUAAUUGUAGAUUUUAUGCCUGUGCGAGAACAUAUGUCAUGGACUAAACAAUUAGCUGAUCGUAUUGGAUCUGAAGUACCAGUUAUACAGGUAGAUGCCCAUAAUAUUGUACCUUGUUGGGUGGCUUCUGACAAACAAGAAUAUGCUGCAAGAACAAUACGAAACAAAAUCAAUAACAAAUUACCAGAGUUUUUAACAGAAUUUCCACCAGUGAUCAAACAUCCAUUUCACAGUUCAUUCAAAGCUAAACCAACGAAUUGGGAUGAAGCCGACAAAACCUUAGAAGUGGACCGUAGCGUUGUAUCUGUACCAGGUCUGAAGGCUGGUUUCAAAGCUGGUAUGAGCGAAUUAGAACAGUUUCUGAAAAAAAGAUUGCCAAAAUAUUCUACGGAUCGAAAUAAUCCAAUAAAAGACGGUCUUAGCAAACUGUCACCUUGGUUGCAUUUUGGUCAGAUAUCAGCUCAAAGAUGUAUCUUAGAAGUUAGUAAACUAUCAAAACAGUACCCGGAGAGUGUGGCAGCUUAUAGGGAAGAAGCAAUUGUUCGACGAGAACUCUCUGACAACUUUUGUUUCUACAACCCAAAAUAUGAUAAGAUUGAAGGUGCACCUAACUGGGCUCAAACAUCUUUAAAUGAACACAGAAAAGAUAAACGAAUGUUUGUGUACACCAGAGAAGAGUUGGAAGGUUCACGCACGCAUGACGAUCUGUGGAAUUCUGCACAAAUACAGUUGGUAAAGGAAGGCAAGAUGCACGGUUUCCUACGUAUGUACUGGGCAAAAAAGAUACUGGAAUGGACCGAUACUCCAGAAAGAGCACUAGCAGAUGCAAUUUAUCUCAAUGACAAAUAUAGCAUGGAUGGUCGUGACCCAAGUGGUUUUGUUGGAUGUAUGUGGUCAAUAUGUGGUAUUCAUGAUCAGGGGUGGAAAGAAAGAGAAAUUUUUGGAAAAAUUAGAUAUAUGAACUAUGCAGGAUGCAAGAGAAAGUUUGACAUAAAUGCUUUCAUAGCUAGAUACGGUGGCAUGGUUCACAAGUAUACUAAAAAAUAA